Asterias rubens (European starfish) is the source of this 876-nucleotide messenger RNA. Its product is annotated as glutathione peroxidase 2-like. Gene Ontology annotation, biological process: response to oxidative stress. Lineage: Eukaryota; Metazoa; Echinodermata; Asteroidea; Forcipulatida; Asteriidae. Gene Ontology annotation, molecular function: glutathione peroxidase activity. The coding region runs from base 1 to 876 and encodes 291 amino acids. The record is from RefSeq and is a predicted model, not a curated record. The transcript has 2 exons.
AUGGCAGGGAAAAGUGUCCAGCGUGAUCAGGUUAAAAAGGGAGCGGUUGAAUCACUACGGUCGACUAUAAAUUCAAACGCUGUGACUCAUGAUCUUAAAACCAACCGGCAGGGGUGUUUAGACGACUCGGUGUCGCGGACCGUCCUGGAAGACGAAGAAGGGUACUUCGUGUCCAGUGGUUCGUUGGUUCCAGUUUCACUGGUGAGGUCUUUCUACGAGCUGUCUGCCCUGGACGUGAACGGGAAGAUGGUGCAGUUUUCCCGGUUCGAGGGGCGGGUGGUGCUGGUGAUGUGCAUGGCAACUGGAGACGAGCAGGCUACCAGGGAAUUCACACAGAUGAAUGAGUUUGUGUCCGCGUACGACUGUCGUGGCUUGAGCAUUCUCGCCUUCCCUUGCGACCAGUUUGGUAACAAAGAACCCUGGCACAACCACGAGAUACCAUUGUGCAUGUCUCACGUCCGUCCCGGCCGGGGAUUCGCACCAAAGUUCCAUCUGAUGGGCAAGUGCGAAGUGAACGGCCCGCGGUCUCACCCGGUCUUCGAGUACCUGAAGCAGAGGCUCCCGGGCUGGAGUGACGAGCCUUCGGCCACCAUCAGGUCACUGCGAGGGAAACUGCUCCCGCCCAAGGCUCCGGAUGUCCGCUGGAACUUUGAGAAGUUUCUGAUCAGCUACGACGGCAAACCGUACAAACGGUUUUUGAGCAGCACGCCGCUGAGAGCUAUCGCUGGGGAUGUUGAAGACUUAUUGAGACGUUCGGUUAUAGUGAUGAUGUCAACAAACAGUCGCCAUGGGGGAAAUAAAUUUCUUCAGUAUGAUCCCACUAGGCAAGAUAAGACGCAUUCGAAAAAGACUUCAAGACGUAUGAAAGAAUUUUGA